GGAUUGGAGGAAGUUAACCCAGGCUCUAGAUUCCAGAGAUGACCAGUCUGGGUUUAUUCAUCGUAUAUAAAUUAAUACGCAUUGAAAUAUCUACGAUACCCGGGAUAGACUGUUCGAGCAAUGAAACGUACUGCGAGCCGGAUGGAAAAUGUAUUCCAAUAAGCAAUUCUUCAAACUGUGGCGUGGCAGAGAGUAAAAGCGAUGGGCGGAAUCUCGACCCCGGUACAUUAUAUCUUACCUCGGGGAGUAUCCUAAGUUUUGUGAUCAUUGCCAUUGUAGUUUCUACUGUGAUCGGGAUUUCAGUCUUCCUUAGGCAAAAAAUGAAAACUAAUGAUAAUGUGUCAACCAGGUCACAAUCAGAUAUUCCAAUGCAAGUAAUCUCUCGUCCGCCCGAAGUGCAACUUCUCCUGCCCCCACCUCACCCGAUUACUCCUUUAACACCUCCCUGGAAAAGUAACCCUUCCCUAAUCUGUCUUUCCUACUUGGGCGAAGAAUUUUUCGGAAAAGUGUACCAAGUUGAGGACCAAGCCGCAAUUGCUCCCCCGACCGGAUAUGCUAUCAAAUGUAUCGACAUGAAAAAAACCCUUCGCAGUUGCAGUAGUCCUUGUACUGAUCACACAUCUUCCCCAUCGGACGAAAGUAUUACUCUUAAAAAUUCCAUGAACCUUCUCCUCAACGAGAUGCAAAUCAUGGACGAACUCUCAUCCGACCAUGUCGUUCGUUACUAUGGUUGCUGGGCAGAAGCGGAAGAUUGCAGUCAACUCGUCUUAACAAAGUAUCGAUUAAAGAAAUAUAUUCACGAGUUGAUCAAGGAUUCCAAUAAUUCCGCGACAUCCACCCAAAAUUCGCCCUUGAGUCACAUCUUCAUCCGGAUGGAGCUAUGUCACUCCACUUUAAAACAUUAUUUGCAAGCAUACCCUGAACAAGGUAGAAUCGUCUUCGGGAAAGUUGACGUGGAAAAUUGGGGACUUUGGUUUAGCAGUGAUGAGCAGAGACGAAGGAAACGUAGGGGCGGCGGGGACAUAUCUUUAUCAAAGUCCGGAAAUGAGGGAGCGAUUAAGGUAUACGGAUAAGACGGAUUUGUACAGUUUGGGGUUAGUUUGGGUCGAAAUUUUACAUAGGGAAAGAAGGAACUCGGAUAGAUCUGCAGUUUUUGGUAAUUUGCGAGGUUACAGUGGAAUUGAGAGACGUAAAUACAUGAAUAAUUGUUGCAUGGGAAAGUUCAAGAAAGUGGUGAAGAUUGUGGAUCAGUUGCUAAUUGCAGAUCCGGGAAGUCGCAUUUGUUCCGAUAAGUUGUGCACCUUAUUGAAAUGUUUAAAGGAAAAUGAAGUCAGUACAUAUAACGCCGUAAGAAUUUAACGCUGCGUUUUUUAAAAAAGUUAUCAGCAAAAUUUAAAUUUUCGAAAAACGAAAAUAAGCAAAUUUGAAAGCUGUGAAAUCACACGCUUAAAAAUUGAAAAGCUGCAGAUUCACGGGCCGUGAUUCACGGCCCUAGAAAUUAUUUUUUAGGCUCGUAACGUCAUUACCAAUCCGCAGACUGGUAAAACCUUUACCAGUCUUGGGAUUGGUAAAGGCAGACCAACAAAUUUGAAAAAUGCCAUCAGACGAAGAAAAGGAAAUGCAAAACAUUCCACUAUUAUGAACCCGAAUGUCGACCCCCCGCCCCACAGGGUCAAUGGAAGUUUCGAGAUGAGCGCUAUAAUGCAUUCUGCAAAGCGAGAGGGCCGGUUGAGACUGGGAAAUUACUCCAACCCCACACUUCUCCUCCUCCUCCUCUCGUGAGGAGCAGCCUUAAGAUGUCCAGUAAUACUUGGAGAUGCAAAAUAAAUAAAUUGACCUAACCCAAAAUAGUACUUAAAUUGAACAUAACUAUUGCAAUGUCAUGAAGAGUAGAUGUACAUAUGUAGAUACAUACAUAAAUAUUCUGUGUAUGCAUCCUUGUUCUCAUAAUAUGAUCGUGUAAAUUUACAAACUUAUGCACAUAUCGGUAUCUAUGUACAUAUCUAAGCAGUGAUUUUAAGUUUAUAUAACCAAAUACUUCGGAUUUAUUAAGUAAUUCAACGAUAACGUAAGCUCUAUAUUUUUACGUCGUUCACAGUUUUAAUCGGUUGAGGAUGAGCUAGAGGUCGUCAUCUUAUAUACUGGUAAAACUUCACAUACAUAUUUACACACAUAUAUACAUACGUACGUUUAUACUGAUGUGAGUAUGCUUAAGUUUGCAUUAAAUAAGUAUGUAUGUACAUAUGUACAUAUACAUAUUUAUACUUAUUUACGUGCAUCCCUGUAUGCACUGCGAAAUCAUGCGAUAAAGCUCCUGGUACGUAUAUUGUGAUUGUAUCACUUAUCUGGCUUAUCGUAUCCGGUCACUGCCAUUGCAAUUUUCGAUUUAUGCACAUUCACUAGUAGGUUCGACAAUAUAAUUAUUUCCAGACAAACUCAAUCCAGAGAUGACCAAUCCUGGUUUAUUCGUCGUAAAUUAAUAUACCUUGUAUGUAUGUAGAUAAGUACCGUACUUACAUACAUACAGAGAUAAAUAAUAUAGCGUGUAUUUACAUAUUAAAGUGUUCUUGCAGUUGUUGAUAUAUGUUACUCGAUAGGGCAUCAAGCUAUUGAAUAAAUUAUUACGACAAGAUAAACAGAUCAUACACAUGUAAAUUGAGCGAUCAUGUGAGUACAUGAAUAUUCCGACAUAGUUUGGCAAGUUGGCUUAGUGAUUGUAAGUUAACGAUUUUUUGGACUGUAGUAAACUUUCUAAAUCUAUAAGGUACACUUCCUAACUAAAUUAAUACCCUUUAAGGUAAGAACAUUACAACAUUACAUUUGUAGUAGAAUUAAAAAUUUGUACGAUCUGAGGAGAGGUUCUUUACAUGCCCCUCUCAAAUCUUGAUGCCGUUUACAUAUUUGGUACCCCCAAAAAGUUAUGAACCUACAACUUGCAGGCUACAAGCUUCCAACUUGCAUUAAAAAUCCUGUGUUGUUCGUACAUAUUUUUACAUUUCUGUGAUCCCAGACAUAUACGUACUUAUGUCAUCAUACACAUGUACAUAUGUAUCCAGUAGAAAUGUUAAAGUUUAGAAUUUUUAGAUUUUCAUUACAUGAUACUGCUCUUGAAUUAUUUGAAAAAUCCAAAUUUCGAGAAAGGAACUAUCUAGACCAAUAAUAUUUAAGAAAUAUAAAAAUUCGGCCAAAAUUGGAUAUUUUGGGGACAAACAAAAACAAGUCUUCUUUCGUGUUUUUCACACUUCUGAAUCGGUCUGGCGAGCGAAAAUGUAUCCAUGGAAUCAAAACACUUCCGGGUUCUGUAUCGUGUAGAGGAACCAAAUAAUCACAGGGCAUCCAUCAAGAUCUGGGAGUGGCAUGUAUUUAGAUAACCUCUCCUCCUCUCGUAAGAUGUAAUUACACUUUUGUUGCAGGAACAGGGUCCAAUUCAUGUACGCACAACCAUCCAAUACAUACAUCUGAUUCAGAGAAAUGCACGUGAAGCUUCAUAGCAAAUUCUUCCAAUGCGAUGCAGACGUAUCGAGAAAAGCGUGUAAAAAGUUUUAUACCAUGAAAUGCAGUUCUGUGGGUGUUCCCGAUGAUAGAGUUUCCUCAGAGAAAUGUAUAAGUAUCUGGGAAAAUCUCGAUUGUGACCAUGAUUUGACGGAAAUAGGGCACGGAACUUUGCGCAAUGAUAAUACUAGUUCCCUAAAAAUUAAUGAUGGGAGCAGGAAGUGGGUUAACGAGAAGUCUUUCUUUAUGGUGUGUGAGAAUAACUGUAUUUUGGGUGGGUUUAAAUGUGGUAACAAAAGGUGUAUCAACACUGGCUCGAUGUGUAACGAAAAAAAUUGUACGAAUAGUGACGACGAAAUUAUGUGUUAUAUGUCCAAGUCCGAAGUUUACCCCAAAACGACGGAAGAAAUCCAUGAAAUUACAAUUAGUCCUUCAGAGUCAAGUGCAGAGGAGGGCCAAAAAUGGGCUACACAAGAUAAAUCUGAUACGAUACCCGGCACAAACUGUUCGAGCAAUGAAACGUACUGCGAGACAGAUGGGAAAUGUAUUUUAAUAAGCAACGUAUCAAACUGUGUCGAGGCUGAUGUUAAAAAUAAUGGGUGGAACCCAGGCGACCCAGGUGUACUAACCUUUGUCGUCAUUGGCAUUGCAGUUUUUACUCUUAUAGGAAUUUGCAUUGCGGUCUUCGUUAAGAAAAAAAAGAAAAAGAGUAAAAGGUCACGAUCAGAUAUUCCACUGCCACCAAUCCAUCAAGAGUUGCAACUCCUCCUCCCCUCACCUCACCCUGUUUUCCCUUUAACACCUCCCUGGAAAAGCAACCCUUCCUUAAUCUGUCUUUCUCUCUUGGGUGAAGGCUUCUUCGGAAAAGUGUAUCAAGUCGAAGAUCAAGCCGCAAUUAUUUCCCCGACCUGUUAUGCUAUCAAAUGUAUCGACAUGAAAAAAACGCUUCGGAAUUGUAGUGGUACUUCCACUACAUCAUCUACUACAUCGGCCCAAUCCACUGGAAGCGUUAAUCUAAACAACUAUAUGACCACUCUGGUAAAUGAGAUGCAAAUCAUGGACCAACUCUCAUCCGACCAAGUCGUUCGUUACUAUGGUUGCUGGGCAGAAGCGGAAGAUUGCAGUCAACUCGUCUUAACGAAGUCUCGAUUAGAAGAGUAUAUUCACGAGUUGAUCGCGAAUUCCAAUAAUUCCGUGACGUCCACCCAAAAUUCGCCCUUGAGUCACAUUUUCAUCAAGAUGGAACUAUGUCACACUACCUUAAAAAAUUAUUUGCAAGCGUACCCUGAACAAGUUGGGGAUGAGAUCAGCAUCGUUCAACAGGUUGCGACUGGACUCCUCUACGUACAUUCGAAAGGUUACAUUCAUCGGGAUAUUAAACCUGGAAACAUAUUUUGUAAGGUGGAAGAAUCGUCUGGGAAGUUGACGUGGAAAAUUGGCGACUUUGGUUUAGCAGUGAUGAGCACAGAAGGCGGAAACGUUGGGGUGGCUGGGACUUAUCGGUAUCAAAGUCCGGAAAUGAGGAAGCAUUCGCGGUAUACGCUUAAGACGGAUUUGUACAGUUUGGGGUUAGUUUGGGUCGAAAUUUUAUAUAGGAAUUCAGAUAAGUCUGCAGUUUUUGAAAAAGUGCGAGGUUUUAAUGGGAUUGAGAGACGUAAAUACUUGAAUACUUGUUGCCUCGGAAAGUUCAAGAACGUGGUGAAGAUUGUGGAUCUGUUGCUAAUUUCAGAACCAGAUAGUCGAAUUUGUUCCGGAAAGUUGUGCAACUUGUUGAAAUCUUUUAAUGCAAAUGAAGUCAGUAUAAUAAUUUAGGGAUGCCCGAUGUAACAUAAAUAAAUUUACAUAGAUGUGUAAUGUAAUGCGCAUACAAAUAAUUUCUGUAAAAAUCACAGUUGUAGGAGCAUUAAAUUCCCGAGUCCUUAAAUAUGUACUUAACCUUACCUUUAAAUAUAUCAAGUAUGGAAAUGCAAAGUAAGUAAAUAAAUUCCUCU
This is a messenger RNA of Folsomia candida, 5483 nucleotides long. RefSeq lists its product as uncharacterized. Gene Ontology annotation, biological process: protein phosphorylation. The record is from RefSeq and is a predicted model, not a curated record. The transcript has 8 exons. Gene Ontology annotation, cellular component: cytosol. Gene Ontology annotation, molecular function: eukaryotic translation initiation factor 2alpha kinase activity; ATP binding; protein binding. NCBI's taxonomy places the organism in Eukaryota, Metazoa, Arthropoda, Collembola, Entomobryomorpha, Isotomidae. The coding region runs from base 3472 to 5304 and encodes 610 amino acids.